AUGCCUGUAUACAUACAUAUAGUCAUAUACAUACAAUUAAUUCGAUCGCACAACUAUCCCAACUCCGACGCCGGCAGCCAGAAUGUCCGGGUGUGCGAGAUCUGCUCCUCCACGGUCGAGACCACUGACGCGACGGUGAGGAUGAGAAGAAGGUUUUGGAGAGGCACGAGAAGUGGGGUCAGCGCGAGGAAGAAGAAGAAACUGAUUUGCUCCGUCCCGAGAUGCCGACGAGUGUUAAAGUUCUCCAACACCACCGCAUAUGAGAAUUGUUGGAUUAAAAUUUGCCUGAGACACUGGUUUUCGAGGAAUAAGAAGGAAUUUUCCGCAUGA
Striga asiatica is the source of this 330-nucleotide messenger RNA. The record is from the annotation of a GenBank genome assembly. Lineage: Eukaryota; Viridiplantae; Streptophyta; Magnoliopsida; Lamiales; Orobanchaceae.